Silurus meridionalis is the source of this 2119-nucleotide messenger RNA. RefSeq names its product 4-galactosyl-N-acetylglucosaminide 3-alpha-L-fucosyltransferase 9-like. Gene Ontology annotation, cellular component: membrane. The transcript is spliced from 2 exons. The record is from RefSeq and is a predicted model, not a curated record. Bases 259 to 1395 code for a protein of 378 amino acids. NCBI's taxonomy places the organism in Eukaryota, Metazoa, Chordata, Actinopteri, Siluriformes, Siluridae. Gene Ontology annotation, molecular function: alpha-(1->3)-fucosyltransferase activity.
AAAGGGGGUUGGAAAUUCAGGUUUAGCUGGAUGUGUUCUUGAUGGUUAUCAGGGAGGGCCAGAAGUAAUAGGACCUCCUGUUAAGAGCAUUCACAAACUGGAUGGGUAGCUUAGUUUCAAUGGGGAUGCUUUCCUGGCAUGAUCGCUUGCAUCUUUGUCACUAGCUUCCAAACCAAGAAAGCAGGUUGGCUUUGAAGAGAAACUGAGGGAGAUGUGGUCUGGCCCACCAGUAGCUACCAUUUACUAGUAUUUGGGAAAAUGGUUUUCACACCCAAACAACACCAGUUUUGCCUGUUUGCCACUUGUUGGCUUGGAGGAAUCUUCUCUUGCCUGUUGUUUUUUCAGUAUACCUUGCCAAAAUGUACACCUCAAACAAUUCCUCCUUAUCAGCCCAAAAGUGUAAAUGUCUCUGCUACCAUUAUCAAUACAAGCACUACAACAACAACAACAACAACAACUGCUCAGCCUAAGGAGGAAAAACCCAUCCUGCUGGUGUGGUUCUUGCCUGAAAACUACCAGUGGGACUUUAAUGACUGCAAAACCAUAUACAACAUCGACGGCUGCCAAUUGACUUUGGACAGAAACCUUUACAGCCAAGCGGAUGCAGUCUUUGUUUUUCACAAAGCUAUCAAAUGGGAUUUGUCCAACCUUCCACCAUCCCCUCGGCCACCAUUUCAAAAGUGGAUCUGGUUCCAUGUAGAAUCGCCGACCAACACGGCAAAGAUCCCAGGCUUGGAAAACCUUUUCAACCUCACUUUGAGUUACAGACGGGAUGCGGAUAUUUCUGUGAGAUAUCGACUGACGGUCAGCAAAAAGCCAAACGAGAACAUCGUGAUUCCAAAGAAGGACAAGCUUCUCUGCUGGUUUGUGUCCAACACAGCCACCUAUACAGGAGUAGGGACCAGGAUGGCUUACUACAAUGAAUUAAAGAAGCACAUCGAAGUAAAAGUUUUUGGACGCAUGGCCGGACCACGCAUGAGAGAUGAAGAGUAUUAUCCCACCAUGGCUUCUUGUAAAUUUUACCUUGCUUUCGAAAACUCAAUCCACAAAGACUACAUUACAGAGAAAUUAAAUGGUCCUUUAGCAGUCGGGACUGUUCCUGUCGUCAUGGGACCCCCGAGACAAAAUUAUGAAGAAUUCACUCCAGGCAACGCCUUUAUUCACAUUGAAGACUUUCCCAAUGCUGAAGCUCUGGCUAAAUAUCUGCUUCAGCUGGACAAAGACGAAGAAGCCUACAUGCGCUACUUCGACUGGAGAAAGCAUGUGACCGCGACUCCACAUUUAUUCUAUUUAAAUCAAGAGUUUAUUAUAUAUAUCUGCCACGCGUGUGAAUAUAUUGGCAGGCACAAAGAGUACAAAGCUGCCCAUAACAUCUACAAUUGGUGGUUUUCAUAAAGAAGAAAUUUAGGAUUGCUUUUAGAUUUUUUUGACAGUCGCAGAGGUUUAUGAACUUUUAUUUUUUUUCCUUUAAAUUUUGACUUGAAAAAAUGCACCAGCCUAACCUUUUAAAUGGACCUGAAAAACCCACAAGUAUAACUACUAAUUCAUAAGAACAUUAUGAAUGAUGAAGAAACCAUUAUGUGGAUAAUGGAUACAGUUCAGUGUCUCCUACACAUCACACCUGGUUUAAAAAGAAUCCUUAGUCCACAUAAAUUCUUACCAGAACUGUGAGGUUACAUUUAUGGUUUAGUGGCACAACUCAAUUUACUCAAUUUUAAAAAAAAAAAAAAAAAAAAGGAACGGUUUGGAGAGUAAAACAUACAGUACAAACUUUUUUUUUUUUUUUUUUUAUCUAUUACUGGUAAUGAUUCCUGAAGCAAUGAAGAAAAAAAAACUAUAAGUAAUAUGUGAUACUUAUUUUUAUUCAAGUGACACCGCUCAUACCGAUGCCACAAUGUGUGCUAUUAACAGAUAGGAAAUUAUUUUAAUUAAAGUCCUGUCUUCCUCAUUACAGACAUUAUUUAUUUAGCUCUUUUACACCAUGAUAACAUUGCAGAUUUUGUACAAAAAUAAUUAUUUUACAUAUUAAAUAAAUAUAGGAUAUUGUAUAUUUUGUUCAGUUUUAAAGAUAUUUUUGUUAUUGUGUUGCUGAUGUGUUUUUUUUUUGUCUUACCUCACA